Pungitius pungitius (ninespine stickleback) is the source of this 1532-nucleotide messenger RNA. RefSeq lists its product as uncharacterized. Bases 261 to 1250 code for a protein of 329 amino acids. The transcript is spliced from 5 exons. The record is from RefSeq and is a predicted model, not a curated record. NCBI's taxonomy places the organism in Eukaryota, Metazoa, Chordata, Actinopteri, Perciformes, Gasterosteidae.
CCAUCGCCGUGAUUCCUGGUAACCACGGCAACCGUGUUGUUAAAAACUUGUCAAUAAUUAAUGUGGACUUUUGAGUCGUGUGUGUUUCACAUUAACUUUAAUAAUUAAAUUAAAUUUUUACAGUGUGUGUACAUGUCUGUGCGUGUGUGUGUGUGUGUGUGUGUGCGCAUGUGUGAGACGUAGACCUGCACAGACUUUGUACCGUUCCAGGAAGUCUUCUGGUGAGCAGCUUCUCAUCAGCCACUCCUCCCACUGCGAACAUGAUGAAGUCUUCGUCGCCGUCGGUAACGUCUACCUCAGUGACACCAGACCCUCGGCUCCUCUCGUCUUCGUCUCCUCCUCCUCCUCCUCCUCACCUGUCUCUGAGGAGUCCGGAGCUUCAAGCAGAGUUUCUAAAAGAGAGUCGGAGCAGACUUCUGUCCCUCGGUGAAUCGGGUGUUUCCUCCCCUUCCUCCUCUCCUCUGGCCUCAUCCUUAAGUCCUUCCCCCUGUGGCUCCUCCUCCUCUUCUCCUGUCCACAGACAAGCGCGUCUUUCUCUGUCGAGCCCCGAGCUGCUGGCAGAGCUGAAGGAGACGAGGACACUGAGCUUCAGGCACGUUCCUGCUCACACCGGACUGACCACUGUCUUCUGUGGACGAGGAGGAGCAGGAGGAGCAGGACCAGGAAGAGGAGGAGGAGCAGGACCAGGAAGAGGAGGAGGAGCAGGAAGAGGGGGAUCAGGAAGAGGAGGAGGAGGGGGAGCAGGAGGAGGAGGAAGAAAAGAAACAGCCGGAGCAGGACGAGGAGGAGGGGGAGGAGGAGCAGGCGAAGCAGGCAGAGCAGGAGGAGAAGCAGGAAGAGGAGGAGCAGGCAGAGCAGGAGGAGCAGGAGCAGGACGAGGAGGAGCAGAAGGAGCAGGUAGGGGAGGAGCAGGCAGAGCAGGAGGAGCAGGAGCAGGACGAGGAGGAGCAGAAGGAGCAGGUAGGGGAGGAGCAGGCAGAGCAGGAGCAGGACGAGGAGGAGGGGGAGGAGGAGCAGGCGAAGCAGGCAGAGCAGGAGCAGGAGGAGAAGCAGGAAGAGGAGGAGCAGGCAGAGCAGGAGGAGCAGGACGAGGAGGAGCAGAAGGAGCAGAAGGAGCAGGUAGGGGAGGAGCAGGCAGAGCAGGAGGAGCAGGAGCAGGACGAGGAGGAACAGGACAGGUCUCUGGCCACGCCCCCUACACACCACCAGCCAAUCAGAAGACUCCCCCCCUGAGAACACCACCACGAUGACGAAUGAGGUCAAAAUGAAUGGGAACGUGGCCCCUGACUGUUGUCACGGCAACGCGCUGCUUGACCUUCAUCAGGCGACUUUUUUAAACAUUUCUGAAAAGUUAUUUUAGUUUCCAUUAAGACUUUAUUGACUGAUGUAUUCAUGUUUUUUAAAUAACUGAAAAAUAAUAAAGAUGAAAAAAAUAGAAACACGAAUUAAGAUUUAAAGCAGUUGAUUUAUUAGACAAAAGACACCAAAGACAAUUACAGAGAGACAAAAGACUCAUAAAGACCACAUAACCA